CAGAGUCAUGUUGUCAGGGGAUAUGUUGGCAAUAAAUCGGCAUCAUUUCCGUUACAGGUAGGAAUCUAUUAUAUUCUGAUACAAUGUUUUGAUGAGCUAAUGUAACAGUAUUUCAUGCUAUUUAUUUACUAGAGGCAAUUGUGCGCGCGUGCAGGUAGCAAAAGGUCACAUGGCAAAUACCCUUUUGGCGCUGGCAAUAUUGAUGACAAUCCCUGAACACUCAAUAAAUAGAGAUGAUAGUGAAUUUUACAUGUAACAAUCAUCAGACAUAUUGUUAUCAGCAGUGAUAAAUGGCGAGAAUAUUCGUUCCAUGAUCGUGCCUGUCGGAUUAUGCACAACACUGUAGUAUGGACGUGUGUGACAUUCGUGCAGAACAUUCGGAUUUUACUCUUGCAGCAAUGCAAUCUCAUCAAUAGGGUCCGUGUGUCAUCCGUUCAUCCUCCUCAUAAUCAAUACCAUCAUGACAUCACCAUUCUCUCAUCCUCCUCAACACAGACGCUACUGUGAUUUGGGUAUUUUACAUUUUUAGUCAUUUAGCAGACGCUCUUAUCCAGAGCGACUUACAGUUAGUGAGGGCAUACAUUUUUCAUACUGUACCAUGGUGGUCAUUAUUUCCCCGAACAGCGUUGUUUGUCAUCCACAUGGACAAGUCCGUCAUAGAUGACGAGCGUAUAGGCAUUUCAAUUAGCUGGGAAUCCUCUGUUUCUGCUGUUUUAUCAGUCAAGAAAGACAGCAGAGAGAUUCUGCAUGAAUGACUGACGUAUUUAGCGUAUAUUCCUCUGACUGACGUCACUAAAGAGGAGCCAGGAGCUUUUAAUAUAAUUAUCUUGAUUAAACCCUGAGGCCAAAACAAUUCAAUCAAAUUAUUUACCUCCUGUUUCAAUUGGUUACAUCAAUCUGUUGCAUGUGAAGUCAUGUAAGUGAAAUCCAAUAGUGUGGGUACUCUAAAUCAAAACCGCUGCCUUCUAUUUAUAGAAAGGUCAAGUCAUGGCAUUUUGAAACAGACCACCAAAUCUCUAAAUCUGGCCCUUUGUAUAGCCUAGAUCAGGGGUAUUCAACUCUUACCCUACGAGGUCCAGAGCCUGCUGGUUUUCUGUUCUACCUGAUAAUUAAUUGCACCCACCUGGUGUCCCAGGUCUAAUCAGUCCCUGAUUAGAAGGGAACAAUGGAAAAAAAGCAGUGGAACUGGCUUUGAGGUCCAGAUUUGAGUUUGAGGGGCCUAGGUGAUUAGCUACCCACCAGUGGAGGCUGCUGAGGGGAGGACGGCUCAUAAUAAAGCCUGGAACGGUUCAAAUGGAAUGGCAUCAAACACAUGGAAACCAUGUAUUUGAUACCAUUCCACCGAUUCUGCUCCAGCCAUUACCACAAGUCCGUCCUCCCCAAUUAAGGUGCCACCAACCUCCUGUGCUACCCACAUUGUGCUUCUCCAGCCCAAUGCUUUGACUAAUGCUCUGUCUGUCUCUUCCACAGGUGCUGGGGUUUGAGGUGGAUUCAAUCAACUCGGUACAGUUCUCCAAUCAUACAGGUACAUAUAAUGUACAGCAGGGUUGGGGUCAAUUCUAUUUAUAUUUCAUUCAAUUCAGGAAGUACACUGAAAUUCCAAUUCUCUUCAAUGAAGAAAAUUUGGAAUUGGAAUUUGGUGUACUUUCUGAAUUGCCUGGAAUUGAAAUGGAAUUUAGAAGUACAAUGUGUAGCUGUCUUGUAUAUUUUUAAACCUUCCUGAUAGGAAAUUAUUUAACAUUUUUGAGAGAACAAUGUCUUUGGUACCGUUACUAUCAUUGCUGAAAGAUCUUGGCAUAUUUUGGGUAUGCUAAUAAUUUUGAUGUACCCUAAAGCUACCUACCUCCUAACAUACCAUUAUAUUUUCACUAUGACUGCAAUCAACCUUUAUCACACGAAACAAAAUCUCUUCCACCUUGAAAGUGGAGCUGUUGAUCAGGCUCACGUCAGGAAACGUGUGAUGAAAAGAUAUGGGUUUUGUGUCAUAUUCCUCAUUGUGUCACGUUAUCAGACAAAUUCUUGGGUGGAACAAAAUGUCACUGGUUGUAAUGUACAAUUUGACCUCUCUUAAGUGGAGGAGAUUAAUUAUCUGUCAGGGCCAGUUCAGGACACAGUCAGUCUCAGGAUUGUAAUUUGCUCUACAUGGGGUCUGACUGGGAGAUAGCCUACACCAGGGUUCUUCAAUUCCGGUCCUGGAGGGCCGAAACACUUCUGUUUUUUAUUUCUACCUGGUAGUUAAUUGCACUCACCUGGUGUCCCAGAUCUGAAUUAGCCCCUGAUUAGAAGGAGAGGAUGAAAAACAGAGAUGUUUCGGCCCUCCAGGACCGGAAUUGAAGAACCCUGGCCUACACGGAGACAGUGCAGGUGGUCUGAGAGAAAUGGAAACGAUGGCAAAACAAGAGGCCGCUGUUGAGCCACACUACAGUAUAGGCUACUGCACUUAGUGACUCUCACUCAUCAUUGACUCUCUCCUACACUCUCUCUCUCACGCACACACCUGCCCUGCUUAUUAUGCCUUUGAGUUACUAAAUUAAAGAACAUGUUUGUGGCCAUCUUCAGUGCCACUGGUGUGUCUUGGGUCGUCCAUUGAGAAGUGUUCCCAACAGGGUUCAAACCUGGGUCUUCUGUGCCCUACAAAACUGUGUUAGCCCACUAAGCCUACACAAAUCGUCAGGUCUCAGACAAGGUUACUCAUGAUGCAAGCGUGGCUUACAUGAACCACCUCCUUUACACUUUACUCCCCUUUGACCUCCUCCUGCGCCUUACAUAAACCCAUCCAGGUUACAGCACCAAUGUGACCAACUGUGGUUUGAACCCGGGUCUCUUGUAUGCCAUAAGACUGUGUUAGCCUGCUUAGUCUCAGGAAAGGUUACUCAUCAACAUGCAAGCAAGGUUCUCUGAACCACCCUUGUUACAGGAGCCCAGUUUUGAAGGGACACCCUGACACAGAGUCAUAGAGACCCGGCUGAGUCCCAUAGCUAUGGGGCCAGAGAUUAGCAGUCAGACUCACAGUAAUCUCUCUCAGAUAUCCAGGGAUUCUCUGAAGACUAUCAGGCUGUGUCCCAAACCAUGGACCCCUAUUUUUUCUUUUGACAAGGCAUUAUAGGGCUCUGGUCAACAGUAGUGCACUAUGUAGGGAAUAGGGCGUCAUUUUUUAUGCAACCUCCAGGCACCGCCAAUCACUGCCCAAUCAUUUCGCUGCCUGUUCACGCCUCAUUGCCACACGAGUCACCGGCCGGUGGCCCCAUGAGCCCAUCACAUCCACCACAGAGGAAAUCAUCAGAGGGACUCCAGCUCUGUUGUGAUAUCAAUAGUGACAGCAGAAUGCAUUGGAUGACGCUAGAGCUAAUGUGUAACAAUUGUGCCAAAUGUUUUGGGGUUGUGGACACAGUUAUAGACUAGUUCAGUAGUUGUACAGGGUCUCCUAAGUGAGGAUGGGAGGGGGCUGUUGGUCUUCGGGCUGAAGGUGAAUUACAUAGUAGACACCAGUGUGUUUGUGUGUGCGCACGUCCGUGUGCGUCUGUGAAAGAAACAUUGCUAAUUGAGAUCACACCACUGUCAGGCUCCUCUCGGUUUCCGUCUCUCACUUCAUCUGUCGCUCCAUCUGGAAAACCACGGAUGCCUGCCAGACCCUGAUGAGCAGCGUGUGUGAGAGGAAGUGAGUGAUUGUGAGGGAGAUUGAAAGAGAGCAGAGGGAAACGUAAACUGUGUGUAUCUGACGUAGGUUUGAGGAAUGACCCUAUCUAUUGCACUGCGUCAGUCAACAUAUGAAUCGGCCAGCCUCGUAUGCCCGCUGGUGUUCUUGCUAAGUGUUCAUUCAUGGACAGAUGUCCUGGAGAGCACAACUGUGUCAAAGAGCCAGCUUGGCUGUGCUGACCUCAUCCACCUGAAUGUGCCAGGUCGCCCUUGCGAAAGAGGUUUUUAACCUCAAAGAUCUUUCCUGGUUAAAUUAAAGUACAAAUUUAUCUAGAAGGGUCUGUACUGUUCAACAAGAGGAGGCAUGGUCCUGCUAUCGUCACCCUUAUUAGAGGUUUCCUCUCUGGGCUUGGGCCCAAGCUGAGGAGGCAUGGUCCUGCUAUCGUCACCCUUAUUAGAGGUUUCCUCUCUGGGCUUGGGGCCAAGCUAAUCCCUGGCCACUCAGCCCUCACCAUGCUAUAUGCUAGUCCCAUAGCCUUCUCUGUCCACUUAUCACACAACUCUGUGUCCUCUCAGCCUCCCCACGCUCCCACAGCUUCUGGGUAAUUGGGUAAACGUCCCCCAUUUGCUUUGAUACAGCGUUCACACCUAACCGACUGCAUACAGUCCAACAGUACAAAUCAGCCGUGUUUAAAUCCGCUUUAAGUUCUGAAGUUUACAUGAUUCCUCUGAGUCAGGGGAAGACUUAGACAACCAGGUGAGGGGAGUUCCUUACUAAUCAGUGACCUUAAUUCAUCAACAAGAGAAGAGCGAAAACCUGCAGACACUCGGCCCUCCGUGGAAGGAGUUUGACACGUGCUCUGAGUGAUUUAAGCUUUACGUUUGUUAUUAAGUUCAGGUUUCAGUUAUUUUGAAUGCACCAAAAAAUAAAGAGUUGGUGCUCUAGGGCAGGGCUGCCCAACCCUCUUCCUGGAGAUCUGCUGUCCUGUAGGUUUUCAGUCCAACCCUAAUUUAGCAUAUCUGAUUCAGCUAGUUAAGGUCUUGUUGAGCAGCUAAUAAGUAGAAUCAGAUGUGUUAAAUUAGGGUUGGACUGGAAACCCAAAGGACGGUAGAUCUCCAGGAAGAGGGUUGGACAGCCCUGCUCUAGGGCAAUUCAGGCGGCUAAUUAAGGACCGUUUUACUGAAGAAUGUGUUUGUUUUCAAUGAUUGCAUUUGCUUUUUGUGUAUUGGUUUAUAUUGAUGUGUAUUUGAUACAAGGCUCAUCUGUAAAAGAGACCUUGGUCUCAGCAUGACUCUCUGUCAAAAUAAAGAUACAAAUAAAAUAGAAAAUACAGAUUUAUUGGGACAUCAUGAUGCCCAAAAAGUGCAUAAUGAUUAAAAGACCCCAUACACAUCGCUCAUGAAUGAUCCAUCUGUUGCCACCUAAAUCAGACUCAUUCCUCGGGUUGUUUUUGUUGUUAGAUGCCAUUCUUAUGUCCCUGCACUGGGUUAAUGGAAAUGUCUUCAUGAAAAGGCUUGGCUCAGACUUAUCCUUUGUAAGCAGUUCCAUUUUGGCUAAGGAUGAGAGAAUGCCACCUCUUUACCACUUCUUAAGGGUGCCCAUUGUUCCAGGUUUUUACUGUUGUUUCUUUCCAGACAGGAACAUGCCAUAUCGAUUGGACCAUUACUGUAUCUACUAACUCAGUAGUAGUUUUCUCAUAAGCACACAAUCACACCCAGUUAAUUGAGUUACUGAAGAUGUGUGGAACAUCAGACAUCAUUUAGAUUCUGGAGCAUCAUAGCAAUGGAGGCCAAAACCCUGCUCCAGUCAUAAGGGUCACUCCGCUCAUCACACAUCAAACAUUACUGCAAUGAGGAUGAUUCAGACUUGAAUUAUGUCAAUAACUUAGGCUAGCUACUGCAGUUUUAUCUCUGGUUGUGUACCAAAUGGCACCCUAUUCCCUAUAGUGGCAAUAGGGCUCUGGUCAAAAGUAGUGCACUAUAUUGGGAAUGGGUACCAUUUGGGAUGUAACAUUUGUCUUUUCCCUUGCCAAAUAGUAUUCUUAUAAGGUUUUAAAGAACAGUCUUUUUGCUGUGUGUGUGUGCAAGUGUCUCUCUGUGUUAGCUUUAGGGGGGCAAAGAGAAGCAGGGCCUGAUGGGUAGAUUCAGCUCAAAACGCAGUGGCGGUUAUCUUCCCAGUGGGGAAGGAUACGCAGCGUCUAUCUCUGUCUCUCUUCACUCUGCACGUGCUGAAGAAAACGUGUGUGUGUGUGCGUGUGUUUGUGUAUGUGUGUGUGUCUUGGAUUGUGACGAGCUGAAAAUGCUCUUCCGAGCAUGCAAUUGCGACAGCAGAAAAUGAUGACGACAGAGCCAGCCCUUAUCACAAAGAUUUCUCUCCUUCCUUUGCUCCCUCCCCCUCUAUCUCACACACAUACACACACACACACACACACAGACGAGCAGCGGCAACUCUUUAUUGCUCUCAGCCCCUCAGGCUUUCUUCUUGCCUGUUACUAGGCAACCAGAACCACACCAUGUGAUCUGCUGGGUGACUCACCUGAAGUGUGACAUCACAACUCCUGCGGCAGCGACACUGGUCUCUGACAAAAUGCUGGUUGCCCCCACAGACCCGCACAUUUGUUUUUUGCAUUUGAGGGAGCUGACGGAACAAACAUUCCCCCUGUCCCAUCCCCCUUCCUGGGAAGCUACCUCACUGUGGCUGGGGGCUUCUCUAGGCCUCCUCUGUGUAGAAAAGACAUCAGCACUGUUAACUGUUGUUUUCAUAAUUUGAACCAUAGAAAUUAAUGAAGAUACUAGCUUAUGUUGUGAACUGUCAGUUGCUCUGAUUCCAUCCUGAUUCUCCACACUUUCCCCAAAGUUGCACUGGGACAGUCCCAUCAUAGAUUUAAAAGCAUUGGUGGAGGGAGUUUUCACAAUUGUUAAAUCCAUUACAGGGGAAGUGUUGCCACUCUGUUGUGGAGAUUGUCAUGUUGUCUCCCUGACCCCUCACCUCUAACCCCUGACCUCUGUUUCUAGGCUACUCCCACUGGAAAGGCCAGGUACUGACCGCUGACGAGCUGCAUGUCCUCUACGAGGGGAUCAAGCUCAACAAUGUCCACCACUACGACUAUGUUCUCACAGGUGAGACGCACACACAGAAAGAAGUGAAGGCUAGCGGUAGCUGUGCUAGCAGACUGUGGAUGGUUGUUAGUUUAUAUCAAGUAUUUAUUUAUGAUUGGUUAGGCUAUCUUGUACACAUUCGCUGCUAAAAGCUGAAUUGCAGUAUACAGACCAAAAAUAAACAAGAAAAAAAGGACAUAACAGUUAGCUAGCUGAAGAAACAUUUUAUAGAGAGCAGCUAGCUAAGUCAAUAGCUUCAAAGAGUGCCUGCUUCUGGUCAAGCCUUCAGACAGAUGUUCUCGUCAGUCCUCAGCUCCCUCUGUAGCUUUACAGGGAGAACACAGGAAGCAGUAGAUGGACAUGAUCCUCAUGAGGUCACCCAGACAGAGAUGGUAUCGGCUGCUGGGUUUACAGAACCUAAUGUCAGUCAGGCUGUCAGAUGUUCGCCACUGUUCUGUGGUAGCCGUCGUGCUCUGCUAGCCCUGGCCCAGAGAGAGAGAGACGGAACAGAAACGCUGGCACUCCCUGAUGGAUUACGUCUCCUCUCCUAUCACCUUGAGAGGGAGAGGAGAAGAGAGAGGGAGAGAGAAAGAGGUAGCAGAAAAUAAGGGAGAGAAGAGGAGAGGAGAGAGUGAAGGUCAUGGUUUUAUUCUCUCCGAGUCCUUGAGAAUCUGUCGAGGUGUGAAAUGUAGCCAAACUGGAAUGUGUUGCUACAUUCUAGUAAGCAGACUAUUGGUUGGUCAGCUCUUUCAGACUGCUAGACAUUUGGAAGUAAUUGUUACGGACACACUAGAGUAGAUACAGUGGGGGAAAAAAGUAUUUAGUCAGCCACCAAUUGUGCAAGUUCUCCCACUUAAAAAGAUGAGAGAGGCCUGUAAUUUUCAUCAUAGGUACACGUCAACUAUGACAGACAAAUUGAUUUUAAAAAAUCCAGAAAAUCACAUUGUAGGAUUUUUAAUGAAUUUAUUUGCAAAUUGAUGGUGGAAAAUAAGUAUUUGGUCACCUACAAACAAGCAAGAUUUCUGGCUCUCACAGACCUGUAACUUCUUCUUUAAGAGGCUCCUCUGUCCUCCACUCGUUACCUGUAUUAAUGGCACCUGUUUGAACUUGUAUCAGUAUAAAAGACACCUGUCCACAACCUCAAACAGUCACACUCCAAACUCCACUAUGGCCAAGACCAAAGAGCUGUCAAAGGACACCAGAAACAAAAUUGUAGACCUGCACCAGGCUGGGAAGACUGAAUCUGCAAUAGGUAAGCAGCUUGGUUUGAAGAAAUCAACUGUGGGAGCAAUUAUUAGGAAAUGGAAGACAUACAAGACCACUGAUAAUCUCCCUCGAUCUGGGGCUCCACGCAAGAUCUCACCCCGUGGGGUCAAAAUGAUCACAAGAACGGUGAGCAAAAAUCCCAGAACCACACGGGGGGACCUAGUGAAUGACCUGCAGAGAGCUGGGACCAAAGUAACAAAGCCUACCAUCAGUAACACACUACGCCGCCAGGGACUCAAAUCCUGCAGUGCCAGACGUGUCCCCCUGCUUAAGCCAGUACAUGUCCAGGCCCGUCUGAAGUUUGCUAGAGUGCAUUUGGAUGAUCCAGAAGAGGAUUGGGAGAAUGUCAUAUGGUCAGAUGAAACCAAAAUAGAACUUUUUGGUAAAAACUCAACUCGUCGUGUUUGGAGGACAAAGAAUGCUGAGUUGCAUCCAAAGAACACCAUACCUACUGUGAAGCAUGGGGGUGGAAACAUCAUGCUUUGGGGAUGUUUUUCUGCAAAGGGACCAGGACGACUGAUCCGUGUAAAGGAAAGAAUGAAUGGGGCCAUGUAUCGUGAGAUUUUGAGUGAAAACCUCCUUCCAUCAGCAAGGGCAUUGAAGAUGAAACGUGGCUGGGUCUUUCAGCAUGACAAUGAUCCCAAACACAUCGCCCGGGCAACGAAGGAGUGGCUUCGUAAGAAGCAUUUCAAGGUCCUGGAGUGGCCUAGCCAGUCUCCAGAUCUCAACCCCAUAGAAAAUCUUUGGAGGGAGUUGAAAGUCCGUGUUGCCCAGCGACAGCCCCAAAACAUCACUGCUCUAGAGGAGAUCUGCAUGGAGGAAUGGGCCAAAAUACCAGCAACAGUGUGUGAAAACCUUGUGAAGACUUACCGAAAACAUUUGACCUGUGUCAUUGCCAACAAAGGGUAUAUAACAAAGUAUUGAGAAACUUUUGUUAUUGACCAAAUACUUAUUUUCCACCAUAAUUUGCAAAUAAAUUCAUUAAAAAUCCUACAAUGUGAUUUUCUGGAGAAAAAAAUUCUAAUUUUGUCUGUCAUAGUUGACGUGUACCUAUGAUGAAAAUUACAGGCCUCUCUCAUCUUUUUAAGUGGGAGAACUUGCACAAUUGGUGGCUGACUAAAUACUUUUUUCCCCCACUGUAUCAUGGAUACAGGAGGUGAGUACAGCUAAAAACAUCAGUUAGGCUACAUACUGUAUAUCACCAACAAUUAAGAGGUUCACCUUGAAUAAACUCUUAGGAGUGACCAACACUAUUAGCGUGUGAGACAGACAGCGUUUGUCAGUUGAAACUUUAUCUGUAAGAAACAUAGCUUACAAAUGGGACUUACAGAUGUAUCUGUGGUCAGAUACAUGGCAUGAAGUACACUGUGUGUAUCAUGGAAUAAGUGGACUUAACCUGAAUAAGUGGAGUUUGAGUUAGGAUCUAGCCAUACCCAUUUACUCCCUAUUCCCAACUCUUCCUGUGGCCCUAAAUCUUCCUAGUUUACAGAUCUGAAAAAUGUCUGAAAUAUACACUAAUACACUGCUCAUGUAGCACAUGGGGAUGUGUGAAACUCACUCCUUAGCCUGAAGUGUACCCACUUGCUCAGCCAAAUAGCUAGCUUUUCUGUGGCACGACUGGUAAGACGCUUCAGGAGGGUGGUCACGUAUUGUUUGCAAGGCAGAGGUCCUGGGUUCGAGCCCUCGGGAUGAGCCAAAUUAGGAGGAAGUGGUAGUCGGUAAGCAAGCAGUGUGACGUUAUUUACACUCAUACCUAUCCAGACCCUUCAGAUCGGCAAACAUCUAGUGUUAGGGGCUAGGAAGGAAAUUGGUGUUGAGACAGUUAGCCCCUGUGUGUUGAAAUCAACAAUGAGGACAUGGGCUUUCCCUCACUGAGAGCCUGGUGGCCGAGCACAAAAGUGAGGCACACACACACACACACACAUACAAGCCUUACAUCAGCAUUCCCAUUGAAUCAUCUCCCUCUCUGUCCUCCUCUCUUCUGGCCCUUAUCUCCUACCUACUGUACGUACAGCCAGCACUGCAGCGUCAGCAGGUCCUGCUCACACACACACACACUGCAGAAAAGCCUCCACCUGCCUCUAUGCAAAUACAAUUAGCUUCUCAGGCAUGUGUCCACUCUGAGAAAGCACUGACACACUUACUGUUACACCAUGAUCCCCUAUCCUCUCAUUAGAGCCCUGGGUGAGGGGUUAGUUUUGUCUGCAGUGUACUGUAUAAAACUUUAUUGAGACAUUGAGGAGUUUGUUUUGACCCAGAAUCUCCCCUCAGGGUACACUCGAGACACUUCCUUUCUGGAGAUGGUUGUGGACAUCGUACAGGAGCUGAAGAGGGCCAAUCCUAACCUUGUGUAUGGUGUGUAUCCCUUGCUAUGUCACCCCUAUGUGUGCGUGUGUGUGUGUGUGUGUGUGUGUGUGUGUGUCUUACACAUCUGUUCAAAUCAACAGGGUGGGGUUCGACCACUGCUGAUCAGAAGUUCAAUAUGCCAGUAUGGGUUAUUGUUAGGGCCAAGAGUUUUUCCUGACCACCUGACCAGACCAGGGAGAACUGGUCUGGAAAAACUCCUGGCCAUAGCUAUUGUAUCAUCAUCUUCAGGUUAGGGUUGGUAGAAGCGUAAGGACACGUAGCAAAGAAAAGAACAGCCGCACACUCUUAUGGCUCCGAAGCAAUACAUUUAAUAUAACCUGCUAUUCGACAGCUAAGCUGCCUUCAUCAGGGUUUCAAGGUAAUGACAAGCUUGGUGUGGAAUAAAGCUUACCGUACGCUUCCCAGUCUAAACAGUUCAUGCAUAUAUUAUGACGUUUGUUUUGGUCUUCCGCAGGUUUUUUUUCGGAUGUUUGUGCACACAAUAUUUUUUCUUGAGGCAAAACGAAGUUCGGUAACCGAAGUCUAUGCCCCUUCGUCGGUGAUUGGUCAACAGUACUACUCCUAGUAGGAGUGGGAACAUGAAGUGUUGUCAUUCAACAAGAGACGACUAGUUCUCAUGAAAAAAAUGUAACAUGAGAAAUACUGCACCAAACAUCUUAGUCAGAUGUAAAAUUGCGUGACUAACACUUCCUCUGCAAAAACGUCAAAAUUAAUGACAUACCUUGAUUUACAGUGCAUUCGGAAACUAUUCAGACCCCUUGACCUUUUCUAAAUUUUGUUACGUUAUAGCCUUAUUCUAAAAUGAAUUAAAUAGUUUUUUUUCUCAUCAAUCUACACACAAUACUCCAUAAUGACAAAGCAAAAACAGGUUUUUAGAAAUGUUUGCAAAUGUAUUAAAAUAAAAAAACUGAAAUCACAUUUACGUAAGUAUUCAGACCAUUUACUCAGUACUUUGUUGAAGCACCUUUGGCAGCGAUUACAGCCUUGAGUCUUCUUGGGUAUGACGCUACAAGCCUGGAACACCUGUAUUUGGGGAGUUUCUCCCAUUCUUCUCUGCAGAUCCUCUCAAGCUCUGUCAGGGUGGAUGGGGAGCGUCACUGCACAGCUAUUUUCAGGUCUCUCCAGAGAUGUUCGAUUGGGUUCAAGUCCGGGCUCUGGCUGGGCCACUCAAGGACAUUCAGAGACUUGUCCCGAAGCCACUCCUGCAUUGUCUUGGCUGUGUGCUUAGGGUCGUUUUCCUGUUGGAAGGUGAACCUUUGCCCCAGUCUGAGGUCCUGAGUGCUCUGGAGCAGGUUUUCAUCAAGGAUCUCUCUGUACUUUGCUCUGUUCAUCUUUCCCUCGAUCCUGACUAGUCUCCCAGUCCCGGCCGCUGAAAAACAUCCCCACAGCAUGAUGCUGCCACCACCAUGCUUCACCGUAGGGAUGGUGCCAGGUUUCCUCCAGACGUGAUGCUUGGCAUUCAGGCCAAAGAGUUCAAUCUUGGUUUCAUCAGACCAGAGAAUCUUGUUUCUCAUGGUCUGAGAGUCCUUUAGGUGCCUUUUGGCAAACUUCAAGUGGGCUGUCAUGUGCCUUUUACUGAGGAGUGGCUUCCAUCUGGCCACUCUACCAUAAAGGCCUGAUUGGUGGAGUGCUGCAGAGAUGGUUGUUCUUCUGGAAGGUUCUCCCAUCUCCACAGAGGAACUCUGGAGUGACCAUUGGGUUCUUGGUCACCUCCCUGACCAAGGCCCUUCUCCCUCGAUUGCUCAGUUUGGCCGGGCGGCCAGCUCUAGGAAGAGUCUUGGUGGUUCCAAACUUCUUCCAUUUAAGAAUGAUGGAGGCCACUGUGUUCUUGGGGACCUUCAAUGCUGCAGAAUUUUUUUUUGUACCCUUCCCCAGAACUGUGCCUCGAUACAAUCCUGUCUCGGAGCUGUACGGACAAUUCCUUCGACCUCAUGGCUUGGUUUUUGCUCUGACAUGCAUUGUCAACUGUGAGACCUUUAUAUAGACAGGUGUGUGCCUUCCCAAAUCAUGUCCAAUCAAUUGAAUUUACCACAGGUUGACUCCAAUCAAGUUGUAGAAACAUCUCAAGGAUGGUCAAUGGAAACAGGAUGCACCUGAGCUCAAUUACGAGUCUCAUAGCAAAGGGUCUGAAUACUUAUGUAAAUAAGGUAUUAUUUUAAAUAAAUUAGCAAACAUUUCUAAAAACUUGUUUUCGCUUUGUCAUUAUGGGGUAUUGUGUGUAGAUUGAUGAGGAUAAAUAUUUAAUUAAUCAAUUUUAGAAUAAGGCUAUAACUUAACAAAAUGUAGAAAAAGGGAAGGGGUCUGAAUACUUUCCGAAUGCACUAUAUUUUAAAUUAAUUCUGCCUAUUUUGAGGAAGAGUAACUGGGUAUGUUGUUGCUAUGGUGGCUCACUAGGGACAAACAACAGUAAUAUUGCUGCUUUUUCCCCCUUUUUUCAAGCAAAUGUCUUUAGGGAGUAUGCGAGCACAGACGUUCGUUUCGCCUAGCCGAGAUAUCCUAGAAGCAAACUGAACAUAUGUAUGCGGAAGCCUUAAGCCCUUACUGCAUUUAGAAAAAGCGCUGACAGGACAGUUGUGUCUAUCAGUGAGUUCCAAGUAAAUAAUUCUCAAUUAAGCUGCUAACUAAGAUUAAAGUUGACAUAAUUUAAUAACGCCCGUGCAUUUCCAUGGAAAUUAGUUGAACAACAUGAAGGAGCAGGAUGAAUAAAACUGCUGUAGCGCAUGUUUACUGUCUGUUCCGAAGGCAGUGUCAUAUUCAUUAGUGCUCAACAUAGCAAAACAUUUUGCAACGGAAAAAAGAAAACAAGCAUUUCUUUGUUCAUGUAGUCCAUCCUCAUUUCAUCCUGUUAUUUUCCGUUUGGUGUUUAGUGAAUACGACCCAGGUGUUUGCUGUAAUUAGCUGACGAUUAACAUAAUCAUAAGACAUCUUGGGUCAGCUUAACAUCGAUAUAGAACAUCUGUAAUGUCUGUGUGAAAUAAUAUAAUAUAAUAUGCCAUUUAGCAGACGCUUUUAUCCAGAGCGACUUACAGUCAUGCGUGCAUACAUUUUUGUGUAUGGGUGGUCCCGGGGUUCGAACCCACUACCCUGGCGUUACAAGCGCCGUGCUCUACUAGCUGAGCUACAGAGGACCACAGUGACAGAUGAAACCUGAGAGAUCUGUGUUAGAGAUUGAGUGUGUUCUCGUUUGCCUUUUCAGUGUGUGACCCUGUGCUAGGGGACCAUGGCUCCAUGGUGAGUACUUUAUGUUUGUCUGCCUGUAUUUUGUAUGUUUUAUUGAACAGAGCAGAAGAGAUCAUGAAAAGUUAAUAGUGGGAAAGAUUGGAAGAGAGUUCAUCAUAGACACUGGGUCGGAUUUGAACCCACACUGACAGUGGUAGGUAUGUAUCCUACACAAUCCAGGCCAUGAGAGUACUGUGCGUUUAAUGAGGGAUCAGAUGGUAGUAGUAAGUGAUGUCACUACUCCUGUCCUGCUCAAUCUCAUUCAAUGGGGCAACACUGACCUUCAGCUUUACCUGACCAAUGAGUUAAGUCUAAGGCUGCAGCCACACUGAGACACAUAAAUGGAAAUCGUUUAUGCAUUCAUCUAUUGUCAGUGUUUGUCUGUCUGGCAAAAGUUAAAUUCAAGUGAACUAUUUUCGGACGAGCUGCAUAUGAAAAAAGGCAUAUUGAGCAUUUUCUUUGAUGGAAAAUCAUAUCCAUUGUCCAUUGACUCCCAUUGAAAAACCACUGGCAAAUUUUUCAGACACAAAAUCGCAAUGUGGCCGCGGCCUUAGACCCCCAUUUUCACUUUCUGCUAUCCCUUGUCCUUUCUCUGUCCGUCUCUCCCUGUGUCUCUCCCUGUCCCUGUCUCUCUAUCUCGCUCCCCCUCUCUUACUGUAAUCUCUUCUUUACGUUUAUGGGCUGAGCAUCAGGGGUCAGUCGACAUGAUGUCAUUGUUGCAUCAAGGUGUGUAUGUGACGUGUGUGUGCGUGUUGAGGAGUGUGGAUUGGGGAAUGAUAGACCACAUCUCAUUUCACCGUGACAGAUGAAAUUAGCAUGAGCUGCCCUCGCUGUUUGUACAGAGAGAAUUAUGCAGAAUAAUUUGCUCGAUUGUGACUCACUGUGCGUGCGUACGUGUUACAGUGUGUGUGUGUGUGUGUGUGCGUACACCAGUAUUUGUGUGUGUGUUUGAUAGGUAGAGAGAGCACAAGGGCAUAUAUGCAUAAUGUGUGUUGAUGUAUAUAGUGACAUUGAGAAAAAUGGUGUGUAAAAUUGUUUGUUUGGACAAGAUGUGGUCAUCAUUCUGAUUCACUCAAUGCAUUCAUCCUUUCCUUGUUAUGCAUCUCAGUAGUCUAAAGUUGCUUCCUUUCCUCGUCCCCUUUCCUUAGUCUGCUCUGAUCUGAGCUAGGCAGCAAUUUCAGCUCGGUGUAGAUAAAGAAGGGCCAACGAGGAGAGGAAGCCACUUCAGACUAUUGAGAUGCACCCUGUGUGUGUGUGUGUGCGUGGCUGCUCACCGGUACUGAUGUGUUUCUUUCUGUCUCCAGUACGUUCCAGAGAACCUGCACCCGGUCUACAAGAACAAGGUGGUGCCAGUGGCCGACAUCAUCACACCCAAUCAGUUUGAAGCAGAGUGAGUAAUAGUGAACCUAUACAGCUGGUGUGUGUGUGUGUGUGUGUGUGUAUUUGAGACAGAGAGUUAAAUCACCACAGGGACUGUAUCGUAUCUGUUACUAUCACUAUCACUAAGCUUCAUCCACAUCCUAAUCAGCUACAUUGAUGUAAUUUUACUCAAUAUCCUAUGAAAUCUUAUACAGAUAUACUAAAGGCCUAUGUAUGGUGUGUAGCGUGUCAGUAAGAUGGCUGCUACACUGAGUGGAUGGUUCUUGAUACCCAGUCACUCCUCUCUGUGUCUGUCUGCUUGUCUUUUUGUCUGUAUUCUUCCAUCAUUUUUCCUGUGUUGGUUUGUGUGUGCUGUGUUGGUUUGUGUGUGUUGUGUUGGUUUGUGUGUGUUGUGUUGGUUUGUGUGUGUUGUGUUGGUUUGUGUGCGCUCCACUGCUUCUCCCCUCCCUCCUUUCAUCCCCACUUCUAAGCCACCUCCUCGCUCAUCACUGCAAUCCCAGUUCUAGUGGUGCACAGGGUCCCUCUGGUGGAUACCCAGGGAAUUACAGAUGAAUAAUAAUAAUAUACAUUGUGUAUGAAGUGUUACCGCAGCAUAAUGAUAGUCUCAGUCGUUUAACUUGGAGAUGAUAGUGUAAAUAUUGCUCACUGUCUCUCACUAUGGCCACUAGAACACUAUAGUAGAACACUAAACAGACUCUUGCUUAGACUGUUUGUUGGUUGCUGUUUACAAUGAAUGUGGCGUUAGUGUCAAGCAGAGGAGGCUGGUGGGAGGAGCUAAAGGAGGAUGGGCUCAUUGUAAUGGCUGGACUAGAUUGAAUGGAACGGAUGUGUUUGAUACCGUUCCAUCAAUUCCAUUCCAGCCAUUACAGUGAGCGCAUCCUUCUAUAGCUCCUCCCACCAGCCUCCUCUGGUGGCAAGGUUAAAUUAGUAUGUGCGUUUGUGUGUGACUUUAUUAAUGUGCCCGUGUUUGUCCUCCAGGCUGCUGACAGGGAAGAACAUUAGCACAGAGAAAGAUGCAGUGGAGGUGAGUCACCAUAGAACAUGCAACAGGUAUAUUAUGUUGUCCUCAAGUCAUGUCGAACUUUGUACAUAAUCCAUGGGCCAUGUUUGAAUACUGAUAAAAUGCAUCCUUCCUUCCUUGAGGUAUUCACUGAUCUGUAAGUAAGCGGAUGGCAUCCACCCAAUUGUUUUCAACAAUCCUACCGUGUCAGAGCUGUGAUUUCCUCAAGGAAAAAAUAAAUGAAGGAUGUAUUUAAAAAUAUAUAUAUAUUUAAGGAGAGUGGAAUUUUACUCUACCAUAUGUUUUUAUGCUUUAUUACACUGAACAAAAAUAUAAACGCAACAUGUAAAGUGUUAUUCCCAUGUUUCAUGAGCUGAAAUAAAAGAUCCCAGAAAUGUUCCAUACGCACAAAAAGCUUAUUUCUCUCAAAUUUUGUGCACAAGUUUGUUUACAUCCCUGUUAGUGAGGAUUUUUCCUUUGCCAAGAUAAUCCAUCCACCUGACAGGUGUGGCAUAUCAAGAAGCUGAUUAAACAGCAUAAUCAUUACACAGGUGCACCAUGUGCUGGGGACAAUAAAAGGCCACUCUAAAAUGUGCAGUUUUGUCACACAACAUAAUGCCACAAAUGUCUCAAGUUUUGAGGGAGCGUGCAAUUGGUAUGCUGACUGCAGGAAUGUCUACCAGAGCUGUUGCCAGAGAAUUGAAUGUUAAUUUCUCUACCUCCAACGUUGUUUUAGAGAAUUUGGAAGUUUGUCCAACCGACCUCACAACCGCAGACUACGUGUAACCACGCCAGCCCACGACCUCCACAUUCGGCUUCUUCACCUGCGGGAUUGUCUGAGACCCCCAGACAGCUGAUAAAACGGGGUUUGCACAACCGAAGAAUUUCUGCACAAACUGUCAGAAACCGCCUCAGGGAAGCUCAUCUGCGUGCUCGUCGUCCUCACCAGGGUCUUGACCUGACUGCAGCUGCAUUUUAUUGAUGGCAAUUUGAAUGCCAUCACCUCAUGUUUCAGCAUGAUAAUGCAAGCUCCAUGUCGCAAUAAUCUGUACACAAUUCCUGAAAGCUGACAAUGUCUCAGUUCUUCCAUGGCCUGCAUUCUCACCAGACAUGUCACCCAUUGAGCAUGUUUGGGAUGCUCUGGAUUGACGUGUACAACAGCGUGUUCCAGUUCCCGCCAAUAUCCAGCAACUUCGCACAGCCAUUGAAAAGGAGUGGGACAACAUUCCACAGGCCACAAUAAACAGCCUGAUCAACACUAUGCAAAGGAGAUGUGUCGCGCUGCAUGAGGCAAAUGGUGGUCACACCAGAUACUGACUGUUUUUCUGAUCCACGCCCCUACCUUUUUUUUAAGGUAUCUGUGACCAACAGAUGCAUAUCUGCAUUCCCAAGAAGGGUGGAGAUGGGGAUUGAAGCCUGUCUCUGCUGGGAGGCAUGGAUAUGUGCUGGGUGGGAGUCGGGUGUUACCCACUCGACCAUGGCUCAGCACGGAAGGGUGCAUUUUUAAAGUAUUUUAUUUUGAAUAGGGACGUGGCACCAUUAGAUGUAGCAGGGAGUUGACCUUUGACCUUUUCCCCCUGGAUGCUGCCUCCUUCCCCAGGUGAUGGACCUGCUCCAUAAGAUGGGUCCUGACACGGUGGUCAUCACCAGCUCUGACCUGCCCUCGCGUCUGGGUGACCGCUUCCUUGUGUCCCUGGGCAGCCAGAGGACGUGUAAGUGUGUGUGUGUGUGUGGUCAAGAGUGGGAUAACUAACAAUGACAAUGACAAAUAUACUAAUUGAUAAAAAACCAUUGUUUUUAUAAAAAAGAAAAGAAAAGGUAUAAUUUUCGUAAAUGAUAUCAUAGGUAGAACUGGUGGAGUUAUGUCGCACAUGCAGCUAACAAAAACAUAUGGAAAUGUCUGCUCUACCCAAAAUUACAACCAAAUAAUUGCAGCAUUACCGCAAAAAUGGAAGAGGAAGGGGGAAAAAGUAAGGAACUUGUCUGUCGGCCCUGAAUUAAAGACCAUCAUUGGUUAAAGAAAAUUGUGAUAAAUAAAAAAGUAUACCAGUUUAAUUUAAGGACCAAAGGAUUAACAACCGUCCCAUAUAGAUUGCAAAAUAGUUGGGAAGAGAUUUGUGACGUACCGAUUCCAUGGCAAAUGGUUUAUGAACUGAUAUGCAAAACGACGCCGGAUUCAAAACUUUAAAUUAUUAAACAAAAUUCUUGCAACCAAUAUAAUGUUAUUUAUAUGGGGGAUACAAUCUUCCCAGCUCUGCAGAUUUUGCUGCGAAGAGACAGAAUCAUUAGAUCACUUGUUUUGGUACUGUCCAUUUGUAGCUUGUUUUUGGUCACAGGUCCAGGAAUGGCUGAAGGAUUGCAAUAUUUACCUGGAGCUAACCAUGAAGAGAGCACUACUGGGUGAUCUGAAAAGUCAUAGUCAAUCGAGCAAUAAUAUAAUAAUGCUUUUAGGGAAAAAAUUAUUUUCAAUUUACAAUCUGUAGAAACAAUGAGAAUAGAAGGGUUCAGAACUUUUGUGAAACAUCACAGUACAGUUGAGAAAUAUAUGGCAAGUAGAAAUCCAAUAUGGAUGGUGUUAAGAGAUAGAUGGGAGGGGUUGAAUGGAGCUGAAGGUUGGGACUAAUAACAAAUAAUAACAUCAAAAUAACUAAUGUAAAAUAUACUGUGUCCAUAAUAAGUAUAUAGGUUGAGAACUUUUGUGAAAGAGCACAGUUUGGGGGAUAUGGCAUGUAGAGGCAAACCGGAUGGACAUCAUGAAAAUGAUCGGAGAGGUUGAGGGGAGAGGAAGUUCAGGAGUAAAAACGAACAAAAUAGAAUUAUUGUAAAAUUGACUGUGUCCAUAAAAUGUACACUACCGUUCAAAGGUUUGGGGUCACUUAGAAAUGACCUUGUUUUCCAUGAAAACAUACAUGAAAUGAGUUUGAAUAGGAAAUAUAGCAAAAUGCAUAGGAAAUGUAGUCAUUGACAAGGUUAGAAAUAAUGAUUUUUAAUUGAAAUAAUAAUUGUGUCCUUCAAACUUUGCUUUCAUCAAAUAAUCCUCCAUUUGCAGCAAUUACAGCCUUGCAGACCUUUGGCAUUCUAGUUGUCAAUUUGUUGAGGUAAUCUGAAGAGAUUUCACCCCAUGCUUCCUGAAGCACCUCCCACAAGUUGGAUUGGCUUGAUGGGCACUUCUUACGUACCAUACGGUCAAGCUGCUCCCACAACAGCUCAAUAGGGUUGAGAUCCUGUGACUGUGCUGGCCACUCCAUUAUAGACAGAAUACCAGCUGACUGCUUCUUCCCUAAAUAACUCUUGCAUAGUUUGGAGCUGUGCUUUGGGUCAUUGACCUGUUGUAGGAGGAAAUUGGCUCCAAUCAAGCGCCGUCCACAGGGUAUGGCAUGGCGUUGCAAAAUGGAGUGAUAGCCUUCCUUCUUCAAGAUCCCUUUUACCCUGUACAAAUCUCCCACUUUACCACCACCAAAGCACCCCCAGACCAUCACAUUGCCUCCACCAUGCUUGACAGAUGGCAUCAAGCACUCCUCCAGCAUCUUUUCAUUUGGUCUGCGUCUCACAAAUGUUCUUCUUUGUGAUCCGAACACCUCAAACUUCGAUUUGUCUGUCCAUAACACUUUUUUCCAAUCUUCCUCUGUCCAGUGUCUGUGUUCUUUUGCCCAUCUUAAUCUUUUCUUUUUAUUGGCCAGUCUGAGAUAUGGCUUUUUCUUUGCAACUCUGCCUAGAAUGUCAGCAUCCCGGAGUCGCCUCUUCACUGUUGACGUUGAGACUGGUUUUGCGGGUACUAUUUAAUGAAACUGCCAGUAGAGGACCUGUGAGGCGUCUGUUUCUCAAACUAGACACUAAUAUAUUUGUCCUCUUGCUCAGUUGUGCACCGGGGCCUCCCACUCCUCUUUCUAUUCUGGUUAGAGCCAUUUUGCGCUGUUCUGUGAAGGGAGUAGGACACAGCGUUGUACGAGAUCUUCAGUUUCUUGGCAAUUUCUCGCAUGGAAUAGCCUUCGUUUCUCAGAACAAGAAUAGACUGACGAAUUUCAGAAGAAAGUUAUUUGUUUCUGGCCAUUUUGAGCCUGUAAUCGAACCCACAACCCACUCCAGAUACUCAACUAGUGUCAAGAAUGCCAGUUUUAUUGCUUCUUUAAUCAGCACAACAGUUUUCAGCAGUGCUAACAUAAUUGCAAAAGGGUUUUCUAAUGAUCAGCCUUUUAAAAUGAUAAACUUGGAUUAGCAAACACAACGUGCCAUUGGAACACAGGACUGAUGGUUGCUGAUAAUGGGCCUCUGUACGCCUAUGUAGAUAUUCCAUUAAAAUUAGCUGUUUCCAGCUACAAUAGCCAUUUACAACAUUAACAAUGUCUGCACUGUAUUUCUGAUAAAUGUGAUGUUAUUUUAAUGGACAAUGUUUUUUUCUAAGUGACCCAAAACUUUCGAACGGUAGUGUAUAUAGUAUGUAUAAGCUGGAAGUAGAGGCCUAAGAAUUGUUGUUCACUAGUUUACUCCAAUUAGGGGAGGGGUGGUGGGGUUGGAAAGUAAUAAUGGAAAAUAUAUUUUUUUAAAGGAUAUGUGUAUGUAUGUGUGUGUGUGUGUGUGUGUGUGUGUAUGUGUAUAUAUAUAUAUAUAUAUACACUGCUCAAAAAAAUAAAGGGAACACUUAAACAACACAUCCUAGAUCUGAAUGAAUGAAAUAAUCUUAUUAAAUACUUUUUUUCUUUACAUAGUUGAAUGUGCUGACAACACAAUGAGGUCUAGAAUUGUCUUGCAUUAGGAGGAAUCCAGGGCCAACCGCACCAGCAUAUGGUCUGAGGAUCUCAUCUCGGUACCUAAUGGCAGUCAGGCUACCUCUGGCGAACACAUGGAGGGCUGUGCGGCCCCCCUAAGAAAUGCCACCCCACACCAUGACUGACCCACCGGCAAACCGGUCAUGCUGGAGGAUGUUGCAGGCAGCAGAACGUUCUCUACGGCGUCUCCAGACUCUGACACGUCUGUCACGUGCUCAGUGUGAACCUGCUUUCAUCUGUGAAGAGCACAGGGCGCCAGUGGCGAAUUUGCCAAUCUUGGUGUUCUCUGGCAAAUGCCAAACGUCCUUAACGGUGUUGGGCUGUAAGCACAACCCCCACCUGUGGACGUCGGGCCCUCAUACCACCCUCAUGGAGUCUGUUUCUGACCGUUUGAGCAGACACAAUGCACAUUUGUGGCCUGCUGGUAGGUCAUUUUGCAGGGCUCUGGCAGUGCUCCUCCUGCUCCUCCUUGCCACAAAGGCGGAGGUAGCGGUCCUGCUGCUGGGUUUUUGCCCUCCUACGGCCUCCUCCACAUCUCCUGAUGUACUGGCCUGUCUCCUGGUAUCGCCUCCAUGCUCUGGACAACUAUGCUGACAGACACAGCAUACCUUCUUGCCAACAGCUCGCAUUGAUGUGCCAUCCUGGAUGAGCUGCACUACCUGAGCCAUUUGUGUGGGUUGUAGACUCCGUCUCAUGCUACCACUAGAGUGAAAGCACCGCCAGCAUUCAAAAGUGACCAAAACAUCAACCAGGCAAGCAUAGGAACUGAGAAGUGUUCUGUGGUCACCACCUGAAGAACCACUUCUUUAUUGGGGGUGUCUUGCUAAUUGCCUAUAAUUUCCACCUGUUUGUCUAUUCCAUUUGCAGAACAGCAUGUGACAUUUAUUGUCAAUCAGUGUUGCUUCCUAAGUGGACAGUUUUGAUUUCACAGAAGUGUGAUUGACUUGGAGUUACAUUGUGUUGUUUAAGUGUUCCCUUUAUUUUUUUUGAGCAGUGUAUAUAUACAGUGGGGAAAAAAAGUAUUUAGUCAGCCACCAAUUGUGCAAGUUCUCCCACUUAAAAAGAUGAGAGAGGCCUGUAAUUUUUCAUCAUAGGUACACGUGAACUAUGACAGACCAAAUGAGAAAAAAAAAUCCGAAAAUCACAUUGUAGGAUUUUUUUAUGAAUUUAUUUGCAAAUUAUGGUGGAAAAUAAGUAUUUGGUCAAUAACAAAAGUUUCUCAAUACUUUGUUAUAUACCCUUUGUUGGCAAUGACACAGGUCAAACGUUUUCUGUAAGUCUUCACAAGGUUUUCACACACUGUUGCUGGUAUUUUGGCCCAUUCCUCCAUGCAGAUCUCCUCUAGAUCAGUGAUGUUUUGGGGCUGUUGCUGGGCAACACGGACUUUCAACUCCCUCCAAAGAUUUUCUAUGGGGUUGAGAUCUGGAGACUGGCUAGGCCACUCCAGGACCUUGAAAUGCUUCUUACGAAGCCACUCCUUCGUUGCCCGGGCGGCGUGUUUGGGAUCAUUGUCAUGCUGAAAGACCCAGCCACGUUUCAUCUUCAAUGCCCUUGCUGAUGGAAGGAGGUUUUCACUCAAAAUCUCACGAUACAUGGCCCCAUUCAUUCUUUCCUUUACACGGAUCAGUCGUCCUGGUCCCUUUGCAGAAAAACAGCCCCAAAGCAUGAUGUUUCCACCCCCAUGCUUCACAGUAGGUAUGGUGUUCUUUGGAUGCAACUCAGCAUUCUUUGUCCUCCAAACACGACAAGUUGAGUUUUUACCAAAAAGUUAUAUUUUGGUUUCAUCUGACCAUAUGACAUUCUCCCAAUCCUCUUCUGGAUCAUCCAAAUGCACUCUAGCAAACUUCAGACGGGCCUGGACAUGUACUGGCUUAAGCAGGGGGACACGUCUGGGUCUGCAGGAUUUGAGUCCCUGGCGGCGUAGUGUGUUACUGAUAGUAGGCUUUGUUACUUUGGUCCCAGCUCUCUGCAGGUCAUUCACUAGGUCCCCCCGUGUGGUUCUGGGAUUUUUGCUCACCGUUCUUGUGAUCAUUUUGACCCCACGGGGUGAGAUAUUGCGUGGAGCCCCAGAUCGAGGGAGAUUAUCAGUGGUCUUGUAUGUCUUCCAUUUCCUAAUAAUUGCUCCCACAGUUGAUUUCUUCAAACCAAGCUGCUUACCUAUUGCAGAUUCAGUCUUCCCAGCCUGGUGCAGGUCUACAAUUUUGUUUCUGGUGUCCUUUGACAGCUCUUUGGUCUUGGCCAUAGUGGAGUUUGGAGUGUGACUGUUUGAGGUUGUGGACAGGUGUCUUUUAUACUGAUAACAAGUUCAAACAGGUGCCAUUAAUACAGGUAACGAGUGGAGGACAGAGGAGCCUCUUAAAGAAGAAGUUACAGGUCUGUGAGAGCCAGAAAUCUUGCUUGUUUGUAGGUGACCAAAUACUUAUUUUCCACCAUAAUUUGCAAAUAAAUUCAUUAAAAAUCCUACAAUGUGAUUUUCUGGAUUAUUUUUUCUCAAUUUGUCUGUCAUAGUUGACGUGUACCUAUGAUGAAAAUUACAGGCCUCUCUCAUCUUUUUAAGUGGGAGAACUUGCACAAUUGGUGGCUGACUAAAUACUUUUUUCCCCCACUGUAUAUAUAUAUAUAUAUAUACACACACACACACAGUACCAGUCCAAAGUUUGGACACAGCUACUCAUUCAAGGGUUUUUCUUAAUUUUUUACUAUUUUCUACAUUGUAGAAUAAUAGUGAAGACAUCAAAACUAUGAAAUAACACAUAUGGAAUCAUGUAGUAACCAAAAAAGUGUUAAACAAAUCAAAAUAUAUUUUAUAUUUGAGAUUCUUCAAAUAGCCACCCUUUGCCUUUGACAGCUUUGCACACUCUUGGCAUUCUCUCAACCAGCUUCAUGAGGUAGUCACCUGGAAUGCAUUUCAAUGAACAGGUGUGCCUUCUUAAAAGUUAAUUUGUGGAAUUUAUUUCCUUCUUAAUGCGUUUGAGCCAUUUUUUGUGACAAAAGAAUAGAAAAGACAAUGAGCAAUUGAUGUAACUGUAAUGGUUUUAUGUCCCAUCUGUGAGUCAUUGGUCAUUGGUGGAACAUUUCCUCUUCUUGCUUCUCCAGUGAUGCCUGAUGGUACCAAGUCCACCCAGCGGGUCCGUAUGGAGAUCCCUAAGGUGGACGCUGUGUUUGUGGGGACAGGGGACCUGUUUGCUGCGAUGCUGCUGGCCUGGACUCACCACUACCCCAACGACCUCAAGGUCUGCAAAGUGCACUAAAGCCAGUUAUGAAACAUAGAGGGCUCAUUUGCCACAAAAGACUGUGAUUGUAAGGUGAAGUUGCCCCUAGACCAGUGGUCACCAACAUUUUCUGAGUCAAGAUCACUUUCUGAGUCACAAUGCAAGCCGAGAUCUACCGCUCAGAUUUAAAAAAGAAACAUAACUUAAAAAACGUAAGCCUAUGCAACAUUUACCAAUUAUAAACAGUUCUGUAGCAAUGAGGUUUGUGCAGUAGGCAAUAGGCCCAAUAUAUUAUCACUAUGCUUGAAUUGCCCUGCCAAAGUUGUUCUUCUCAGACCAUUUUGAUAUUGUUUCAAAAUGUAGGUAUAUGAUAACACUGAUAAUAGAUCAUUUGUUGUAUUCCUUGUGAGGCACAGCUGAGUGAGCAUAAUCAUUUGGUCUUUUGAUUGAUGGCCUGCGUCUGAUGGUCAAUCUGAGUGGAGGGAGGGAGCAGCUUUGAGGCUGCCUCUUACCCGACUCACCGUCCAUCCUCUCUACCUCCCUCCACUCAGAAAAGGGGACAUAGUCUUCCAGCUGAUGGCAAAACUUAAGUCGCACUGCAUUAUUUCUGCCUCAUGCACCAAUUCAUGUUGUUACCUCUAUGACCAGAGAAAGUGAAAUAUUCCUUGAUAUUAAAAAAGACACAAGCCGCAAAUAAUAACAACGUAAGCUUAUCGAAACACUUUGCUAAACUCAUUCAUUGCAGCUGCAGUAAUGGUUGUAGCAUGAGUGGAAGUAGGGAGAGCACGCAUUUUAUGGCUUAUUUUUUCAGUCUAUGGCACGACCAAACUGUGUAGACACGGUGAUCUGAGCUAUGUGAUUGGCUAGCGGUAGACCUAUAGGUGCACUUGAUUUGCUCUCUGGGCCUGCCGGGUAGGCGGAGUUCUACCUUCAGACACAUGAAAUUGUUCAAAAUGGUAACACUUUGCCUUCCCGGCACUAGUGCUGCUGAAUCAAGUGCACCUACCGCCAACAGCAUGAACCAAAAAAUAAUAAAAAAUAGGAACACAAGGCUUUAUCAUUGGGUUCUUUACAGAAAUGUUUGGUAAUCGACUAGGAAUGGCUUGGAGAUCGACCAGUCGAUCGCGAUUGGUGACCACUGCCCUAGAUACUGAUCUUGAGUCAGUUUUGCAUUUCCCCCACUAUGGUUACGAUUGGGGAAGGGGAAGCUGAUCCUAGAUCUAGGGGAAACUUCACCCCGGAGCGUGAUAUUAAUGGCCCUCCAUGGCGCUGCCCAUGCUGUCAGAGAAGCAAUCAAUAGAAUAGAUUGGAGGUGCACCCUCUAGGUUUUAUUGCUCUCUCUUUUAUAGCUAAAGCUCACCACUGAUACUGUCAGCAUCAUACUUAUAAUGAUAGUGAUAUCAAUCAGUCAGCUACGUUCCCACCAUUCAAACUUCCCCCAAAAAUUCUCAAGGUAAGGUCAAACUUGAUAGUUGUGGUAUGCUGGUACUCUUACCAAGAUUACAAGAGUUGUCUGGACCACUGAAGGGGUGCUCAGUCCUACGAUUUAAAAACUGCAAUUGUAAAAGAAGGCUCAGGAUGGCAGCUUAAUUUCCUUUAAAGUUUCAACAUGCUUUCAACAUGCUUUGACAAACAAGUCUCUCUCUGUCUUUCUCUCUCUCUCUGUUAGACUGCAUGUGAGAAGACUUUCUCAGUCAUGCAUCACGUUAUCAAGAGGACCAUCUCCUAUGCUCACGGUAAGACAAAGUCAAGCAUCAUUUUACUCACUGUAAGAAGUGUUUGUGUGUUUAUGCGCUUGUGUUUGAGAUGCUUGAACGCUCAUUUGCUCCUUCUGUCUUUGUUUUUGUCUUUCUCUGGGUGAUUCUCUCUCCUCUUUUUGCCCCCUCCAUCUUUCUCUCUCUAUCUCCCUCUCUUUCUCCCUCUCUUUCUCUCUCAGAGUUAGCAGGGCCUGGCCGAAAACCCAGCCCGCCUCAACUGGAGCUGAGAAUGGUUCAGAGCAAAGCGGACAUUGAGGACCCCGCCAUCGUGAUGGAGGCUACUGUCCUAACCCUAUAGAGCCCACACCCCCCCAUCUCCCACCACCCCCUCCCGCGCCACAACCGCACAAUGUAUAGGUGUUGUACAUUUUGAUCUGUAAUGUGACAUUGCCUUAGAAAUCUCUUACAGAGCACAACAUUUCCAUAUGAGGAGACUUAGCAGGGUAUGGAUGGACAGACGGGGGGGGUGAGUGGAGGAGGGGAAGAACUGAGUGGGCC
Messenger RNA from Coregonus sp. 'balchen', 26200 nucleotides. NCBI's taxonomy places the organism in Eukaryota, Metazoa, Chordata, Actinopteri, Salmoniformes, Salmonidae. The record is from the annotation of a GenBank genome assembly.